CUCAAGCCACCACACUCCAGCGCAGCAGUAGCUGCCCGCCGCCGCGGGAGCCGGAGGAGAAGGGUCAGGACUAAGCUAUUCUUUUCUUCCCACUGGGCUGGAGCCUUUUCUCCUCAACACUGCUUUCUUGUGGGCUGGCACCACUAAGCAUGAGAAGACAGGCCAUGUUGGCCUAGAAGAUGGGUUCCUAACCCAGUGUGCAUACCCAGGAUGCCUGCAGGUGGCUAGGACGCCACCUCACCAUGGGCUGCCCAGGCUGACUCUGGCUGCACACUGUGAAAGACACUGGUUCUGGUCCCCAGACAUUCACAAGUUUACUACGCAAGACAAAAAGGACCUUGCCCAGGCUCCAGUCCACAACUCCUGUUUUACAGGCCAGUCAAUCCUUGUGGGCAUCUCCUGCUGUGAUCUGGGGAGACCAUGUUCAAGUCCCCUGACUGCCUGCUGAGGAUGCUCAGGGGCACCCCCAGACAACGGGUCUUCACCCUCUUCAUUAUCUGUUUCAAGAUCACACUCAUUGUCUCCAUCAUGAUCUACUGGCACACUGUGGGGGCUCCCAAGGACCAAGGGCAACUGAAUAGCCUGCCAGUGGACAUCUCCUGCCCCCAGCUGGCCUUUCCUAGCAUCCUUGCCCCAGGGAACAUCUUCUUCCUAGAGACCUCAGACAGGACCAACCCUAGCUUUCUGUUUAUGUGCUCUGUGGAGUCAGCUGCCAGGGCACACCCAGAGUCCCAGGUGGUGGUGCUCAUGAAAGGGUUGCAUGGAACCAAACGUCUGCCUCAGAAUUUUGGCAUCUCUCUUAUAAGAUGCUUCCCCAAUGUCCAGAUCAAACCUCUGGACCUGAAGGAUCUGUUUCAGGACACGCCAUUGGCAGCCUGGUACUUGGAGGUGAAGCACAGAUGGGAACCCUACUGGCUGCCAAUACUGUCUGAUGCCUCUAGGAUUGCACUGCUCUGGAAGUCCGGUGGCAUAUACCUGGACACAGACUUCAUUGUCCUCAAGAACCUGAGGAACCUGACCAACACUCUGGGCCUCCAAUCCCGAUACAUCCUCAAUGGAGCCUUCCUAGCCUUCGAACGCUACCAUGCCUUCUUGGCACUGUGCAUGCAUGACUUUGUGGACCACUACAAUGGUUUCAUUUGGGGCCACCAGGGCCCCCAACUGCUCACUCGGGUCUUCAAGAAGUGGUGUUCCACCCGCAGCCUGGAGGAGAGCCACACUUGUCGUGGGGUCACCGCCCUGCCCCCUGAAGCCUUCUACCCCAUCCCCUGGCAGAACUGGAAGAAAUACUUUGAAGACAUCAGCCCUGAGGAGCUCGCCCGGCUGCUCAAUGCCACCUAUGCCGUUCACGUGUGGAACAAGAAAAGUCAGGGUACAUCCCUAGAUUCCACGUCCAAGGCUCUGCUGGCCCAGAUACAUGCCCGCUACUGCCCCACGACCCAUGAAGCCAUGAAGUUGUACUUGUGAGGGUCCUCCAGGCUGCCUUCAUGUUAUAUCAGCACUGUUAGUGCCUUUCCCAGGGAGGCAAGAUGAGCGAGCAGGCAGGCAGGAAAGAUGGCUCGGAGCUGCUGCUGCCACCUUUAGAGGAGAUCUAAGCUGGCACCGGGAGCAUGUGGCACCUCUAUGUACCUGCCCCUCCAGGCCAGGGUGAGACUGGGGGAUACACUUUGCCCAGUGUUCUGGGCUGGCAAGUGAUUCUAGAAUUAGUAGCAUCUGGGACCUUAAUGAGCUAGAUCAGCAAGCCUGGAACACGGGAGAGCAUUCUAAGGUAGCUGGAAGUCAAAUGGGGCCAGGAGCUGAGCUCAGAGAAGCCUGGGUAGAAAUGCUAAGAAGGGUGGGGCUGUCCCAGCUUCCUGAGCCCAAGGGGCGGGGCAGAGCUUGCUGGGAACUCCAUCUUUCCACUCUUGGGGCACUGCUCUGAAGAUCUACCACAGUCCAUUCUAGUGUGCAGGGGAUGUGGAAAUUCUUCUGGCUUGAGAAAAGUGUUCUUUGGUUUGGUUUGGUUUUUGUUUAGUUUUGGUUAUUGG
Messenger RNA from Onychomys torridus (southern grasshopper mouse), 2027 nucleotides. RefSeq names its product alpha 1,4-galactosyltransferase (P blood group) (gene A4galt). Gene Ontology annotation, molecular function: acetylglucosaminyltransferase activity. Gene Ontology annotation, biological process: protein O-linked glycosylation. NCBI's taxonomy places the organism in Eukaryota, Metazoa, Chordata, Mammalia, Rodentia, Cricetidae. The coding region runs from base 421 to 1467 and encodes 348 amino acids. The record is from RefSeq and is a predicted model, not a curated record. The transcript is spliced from 5 exons.